AUGAGUAGUAAGAACGAUAUAGAUGUUAUUAACGAUACCGUUGUCAACAACGAUAGUGUUGAAACCGAUUUCGAACCAGAAAUCCCAGAACAAAGAUCUAUUUUUAAGUUCAUCAAUAGACCUUGGGUUCAAGUUUGGUUAAUUUCCUUUGUAGCUUUCUGUUGUCCUGGUAUGUAUAAUGCUUUAUCAGGUAUGGGAGGUUCAGGUCAAGUUGAUCCAACUAUUGCUGCUAAUGCCAGUGUUGCUUUAUUAUCUACUGGGGCUGCUACCGGUGUUUUCAUCUGUGGUCCUUUAGUCACUUUAAUCGGUCCAAAAUGGAGUUUAGCUCUUGGUUCUUGGGCUUAUGCUCUUUACAGUGGUGGUUUACUUAACUAUAACCACAGACAAAAUGGUGCUUUUGUUAUUGCUUCCGGUGCUAUCUUAGGUUUCUGUGCUAAUCUUUUAUGGCUUCCUCAAGGUAUGAUUAUGACUUCUUAUGUUAAAGAAGAAGCUAGAGGUAGAGCUAUUGCUUUAUUCUGGGUCGUUUUCAACCUUGGUGGUGGUAUUGGUGCUUUAGCUACUUUCGGUCUUAACUAUAAUAGUACUAGUGGUACUGUUAAUGAUUCCACUUAUAUUGCUUAUAUGGUUAUUAUGCUUGUUGGUUGGGUCGUUGGUGGUUUAUUCAUUUGUAAUCCUUCUCAAUUAAGUUCUAAGUUCCAUGGUGAAAGAGUCAGUAAAAUCAAUCAACAACAUAAAGAAUUUUUAUCUUUCAGUAAACUUAAAGAUACUGCUGUUUUCACUAUCAAAACUUUAAUGAACUGGAGAUUACUUUGUAUCUUACCAAUGUUCUUCAAUGCCAAUGUCUUCUAUGCUUAUCAACAAAAUUACGUUAAUGCCCUUACUUUCAAUAUCAGAACCAGAGCUUUAAACUCUUCCUUAUAUUGGAUUGCUCAAAUGUUAGGUGGUUUCCUUAUUGGUAUGAUUCUUGAUCUUAAAUAUUUCAAGAGAAAUGUCAGAGUUGUCGUUGGUUGGGGUAUCUUAUUCGUCACCGCCAUGGUUAUCUGGGGAGGUGGUUAUAAAUUCCAAGUCUGGAGUGAUGCUAGAAUCGCUUUAGGUUUAAAACAAGAUAUUGAUUUCAAAGGUGAUAACUAUAUCGGACCAAUGUUCUUAUACUUCUUCUAUGGUAUGUAUGAUGCUUUAUUCCAAAGUUACUGUUAUUGGAUGAUUGGUGUUUUUGCUAAAACUCCUUCAGAAUCAGCUAUUCUCGUCGGUACUUAUAAAACCCUUCAAUGUGUUGGUGGUGCUAUGGCUUGGAAAGUCAAUGCCAUUAAAACUCCAGCCAUGACUCAAUUCGCUAUGAAUUGGGGUUUAACUUGUGGUACUUUAGUCGUUGCUUUACCUUGUGUUAUUAGUUUCUUUAGAGAAGAACAAAAGCAAGUAUCCCUUAAGGAUGAAAGCGAAGAAAAAAGUGAUUUAUAA
Yamadazyma jaroonii is the source of this 1458-nucleotide messenger RNA. Lineage: Eukaryota; Fungi; Ascomycota; Pichiomycetes; Serinales; Debaryomycetaceae. The record is from the annotation of a GenBank genome assembly.